This is a messenger RNA of Athalia rosae (coleseed sawfly), 1080 nucleotides long. RefSeq names its product transcription factor 21 (gene HLH54F). Gene Ontology annotation, biological process: developmental process; regulation of transcription by RNA polymerase II. The record is from RefSeq and is a predicted model, not a curated record. NCBI's taxonomy places the organism in Eukaryota, Metazoa, Arthropoda, Insecta, Hymenoptera, Athaliidae. Gene Ontology annotation, molecular function: DNA-binding transcription factor activity, RNA polymerase II-specific; protein dimerization activity; RNA polymerase II transcription regulatory region sequence-specific DNA binding. The transcript has 2 exons. Bases 238 to 831 code for a protein of 197 amino acids.
UCAAGGUAUUCGCGAUCAAUCCGCAGCGUGAGUUUUCGUUUCGGGUACGUGAAAAUCCGAGGGCUGAAGUGAAGUGAAUUCGAUAAUCAGAAUCUGUAAAUAUCAAGGAAUUUCGAUUGAAAUCAGAGGAAUCGGAGAGAAAAUAAAUUGAAGGAGUCUUGCGGAAACGUGAUAGAAAUAACAAUUACUAUCGUACGCAGGGAUCCUCGUUGAGAUUACCUGUAUUGGAAAUAAGCUAUGCCUCGAAAACGUCGGGCUUCAACGGCGUCUCUUCCUGACAUCGAUGACGAUGAUUUUUGUUCGGAAGAUAAAUACGGGGGUUCGAGCAACAGUCGCGAUAACGCUCAGGAUUCCAUGGACGGAGCGAGGGCGCCGAGGAAUGCCGCGAACGCUAGAGAAAGGGCGCGAAUGAGAGUACUGAGCAAGGCAUUUUGCAGGCUGAAAACUACCCUUCCAUGGGUUCCCGCGGAUACGAAGCUUAGCAAAUUGGACACCCUUCGACUCGCUGCUACCUACAUCGCUCACCUUCGCGCAGUUCUUAGGGACGAGGGGGAAACCCACCCGGAAACUACGAGAUCCCUCUCUCUAGCUUUGUCCUGGCCAUUCGCGAUUCAAGGUGGUGGCACGCCGAUGUUGACGACAAACAAUUGCAGCACCUCGGGAUCAUCUUCGACAUCUUCGUCUCCCGGGGGUCAAUUUUCUAGAGGUCAUCAAUCGCCGCAUCACAAUCUCCAUCAACCUAUGCACAAUCAUAAUCGUCUUCACGGUAUUCAUCAGCAGCCUGUACAUCCCCGCCACGAACAUCACGAAUCGCAGCUACCUUAUUACUGAUCGAUUAUAUUCAAGGAUUAAUAUUUUAACCCGCUAAACGAUCGCUGCGAUUAUCUUCUAACCGCUGCAUGCACCAAUGAUUUGAUAUUUAUUCCAGUGUGCCUUAUUUAUUCAUAAUUAAUUAAUUAAUUAAUAAUACGAUAACAACAUGCUAAUAAUUGUUUGAAACCAAAGAACGUCGGCUAGUCGAAUAAACUAAAGACUUAUCUUAUAAAAUAAAAUGAUUUCAUAUAUUUCCAAUAAUCGGUG